Exophiala oligosperma is the source of this 612-nucleotide messenger RNA. RefSeq lists its product as uncharacterized. The coding region runs from base 1 to 612 and encodes 203 amino acids. The record is from RefSeq and is a predicted model, not a curated record. Lineage: Eukaryota; Fungi; Ascomycota; Eurotiomycetes; Chaetothyriales; Herpotrichiellaceae. The transcript has a single exon.
AUGGAUCAAGAAGAAUACGACAUAUCUUCCUUGCCGCCGCACAUCAUUUCGACGCUUUUCGACUCCAUCGACAACACAUCCACAGCCUCCUCACGCGACGACCUCGACAUCUUUUUCCACUGCUGGAUCAAACCACAUUGCCCGGCAUGUCUGUCCCCUGACAACAAAUACCCGUGCUCCUGGUGCGCUACGUCUCAAACCUGCGUGCCCAACACCGUGUACGACUACCCUUUUGGGAUCCUGGCGCCCCUGAAAACCGACUCUCUCUGCCCGCUUGGAUGGCGUGAGAGGUGGGAACUUCGAGCUCGGCCAUUCAGUUGUCGCUGCUCAAGCAUGACUUUUGUCAGCGUUGUUGUCGCUGUGGUCGCCACGUUCUUGUCUCUCCAGCUCAUAUGGCUUCUAAUCACCAUUUGCCGAUGGGCAGGGCGGAGAUGGAGAAGGAGACAGAAAGGUUGGUGGAGAUCACGAAACUGGGUUCCUACCUGGAUGCAAAGGACGCAUAGAGACCCUGCUGCUCCCCAAAGCCAGGAGAACGACAGUGAAGGCGACGGCGAUGGCAUCACAUCGCAACCUCCGCGCCAGAAUGAUGAAACGACUCCAUUGCUUGCUUGA